Molecule: messenger RNA, 411 nt
Organism: Lachancea sp. 'fantastica'
Lineage: Eukaryota; Fungi; Ascomycota; Saccharomycetes; Saccharomycetales; Saccharomycetaceae
Source: the annotation of a GenBank genome assembly
AUGCUCUUGGAGUUUACCAAAGUGUACCCGGUGUUUUCGUGGUCCUGGGACAUCUGUGGCGACGACAAUCUGCCAAAAGAGAACGAGGGCGGUGAAGAAGACGUUUGUGGGAUUUGCCGCGUCAGCUACAACGGGACGUGUCCCAGCUGUAAGUUUCCUGGCGACGAAUGUCCGCUUGUUGUGGGUGAGUGUAAUCACAACUUCCAUGUUCAUUGCAUUCAGCAAUGGCUUGACACGGCUACAGCCAAAGGGCUGUGUCCGAUGUGCAGACAGCCGUUUUCUCUAAAACGAGGAGUGGCCAUCAACGAAUGUCAAAUGGACCGUCUUGCGAAGCUUCUGAUCCACGCUCAACCGGCAGGUUUGAGCGAUGACCAGGACUUGAUGAUGGAACAAGAGUUUGUGGUGCGUUAA